This is a messenger RNA of Fundulus heteroclitus (mummichog), 1926 nucleotides long. RefSeq names its product MYC proto-oncogene, bHLH transcription factor a (gene myca). Gene Ontology annotation, molecular function: RNA polymerase II cis-regulatory region sequence-specific DNA binding; protein dimerization activity; DNA-binding transcription factor activity, RNA polymerase II-specific. Gene Ontology annotation, biological process: positive regulation of cell population proliferation; regulation of transcription by RNA polymerase II. NCBI's taxonomy places the organism in Eukaryota, Metazoa, Chordata, Actinopteri, Cyprinodontiformes, Fundulidae. The coding region runs from base 245 to 1540 and encodes 431 amino acids. The record is from RefSeq and is a predicted model, not a curated record. The transcript is spliced from 3 exons.
AUAACUGGCUGCAGAAGGCGCAGCUGCGAGUGUCACGCUGCUCGUAGGACGUCGUGGCUCGUCCUGUCCAAGUCGCACCUUUCACGCAUCCAACCCACCGAGCUCUGCGACGCCCUCCGUGGAAGGAUUUAAUGUCACAGCCGCCGUGGACUAACUUUCCCGCACGCCGCCUUUUAGCCUCUGGUUUCGCCCGCUGUGUCAGAUCUGGAAGCUUCGCCAUAAGGAGUGCGCCGUCACGGAAAACAUGCCGCUGUAUUCAGCUUUGGCGAGUAAGAACUACGAUUACGAGUACGACUCCCUGCAGCCCUUUUUCUACUAUGACAACGAGGAGGAGGACUUCUACCCGGAGCAGCCGCAGCCUCCGGCGCCCAGCGAAGACAUCUGGAAGAAAUUCGAGCUCCUGCCGACCCCUCCCCUCUCCCCGAGCCGCCGGCCGUCCCUGUCCAGCCUCUUCCCCUCCACCGCCGACCAGCUGGAGAUGGUCACCGAGUUCCUCGGCGACGACGUGGUCAACCAGAGCAUCAUCUGCGACGCGGACUACUCGCAGACCUUCCUCAAGUCCAUCAUCAUCCAGGACUGCAUGUGGAGCGGCUUCUCGGCGGCGGCCAAGCUGAAGAAGGUGGUGUCCGAGCGGCUGGCCUCCCUGCACGCCGCGCGUAAGGACGCAGCGGCGGCGGCGGCCGUGGACCCGGCCGUGGCGGCUGCGUGGAGAUUGAACAGCAGCAGCAGCAGCAGCUACCUGCAGGAUCUCAACACGUCCGCGUCGGAGUGCAUUGAUCCGUCGGUGGUUUUCCCCUACCCGGUGGCGGAGACGCCCAAGCAGGCUGCAGGGACGGUUCCCAGCAAGGACCUGGGGCUGGAAACGCCGACCAACAGCGGCAGCAGCUGUAGUGACUCAGAUGAUGAUGCAGAUGAGGAUGAUGAAGAAGAGGAAGACGACGACGAGGAGGAGGAAGAAGAUGAGGAGGAAAUCGACGUGGUCACCGUGGAGAAGAGGCAUGCGGUGAAGCGAAGUGACCCCAGCCCGCUGGAGAACAGGCAUGCGAGCCCACUGGUGCUGAAGAGGUGCCACGUCUCCACUCACCAGCAUAACUACGCCGCCCAUCCAUCCAUGAGGAGCGAGCAGCCGGCUGUCAAGAGGCUGAAGCUGGAGAGCAGCAGCAGCAGCAUCAUCACAGGAGGAGGAGGGGGAGGAGGAGGGACCUCCAGCAGGGUCCUCAAACAGAUCACCAGCAACCGCAAGUGUUCGAGCCCGCGGACGUCCGACACGGAGGACUACGACAAGAGAAGGACUCACAACGUGCUGGAGCGUCAGAGGAGGAACGAGCUCAAGCUGAGCUUCUUCGCCCUGCGAGACGAGAUCCCGGAGGUGGCGAACAACGAGAAGGCGGCCAAGGUGGUGAUCCUGAAGAAGGCCACGGAGUGCAUCUACAGCAUGCAGUCGGACGAGCAGAGACUCCUGACCCUCAAGGAGCACCUGAGGAGGAAAAGCGAACUUUUAAAGCAGAGACUUGCACAGCUACAGGGUUCUCGUGUUUAAAAGAUUCAAUUUUUUUUUUUUUGUUAUGGAAGUUCAAGACUGUACAGUUGUUGCAUGCAGAUGUUCAAUGGGUUGAAUUGUUUGGAAUCUUGGAUUUCAAAGUUUAAACUGCCUCAGCUGAAGUUAUGGGUGGAUAAAAUAUUUAAAAGUUUAUUUUUAUUAAUAAAACGUUUAAAACGGGUACGUCCUGCUCACGGAUGGCUCAAAGCAAAAUAUACAUUUUUAUGUUUUUGUAAAUAGUUAAUAUUUCUUAAGAAAAUGUAUUUUUCAAUCGCUAAUGUCUGAAUGUUCAGACCCACUUGUUUUUUUUGUUGUCCUUUUGCAAUAUGUUCUUUGGAUUUUUGUUUUUUUUUGGAUUAUAUAUAAAAAAAGUUUUCUUGAAUUUG